GGUUCAACUCCACACUAUAUAAACUAUAAUAAACUGCCAUAAACAACCCAAUUGCAAUUCAUGUUCUAUUGUUAAAGCAAUGUCAAAAUCAAGUCAAAAUGAAGAACGUACAGUCAAUUUAUCUCACACAUUCAAGUACUUGUUAGCUACUCAAUUUUUAUCAAGGGGAAUACCAUUCAUAUUUAACUCUUGGAUUGUGAGACACCUAACUGAAGAAGAUUAUGCGGUGUAUGCUGUACAAUUUCACUUGUUCAUUACUUGUGUGCUUUUUCUUAGUCGAGAGGGCUUCAGGCGAGCAUGUAUGAGGGCAGACAUUUAUUGUGAUGGAUCAUCAGGGAGAGGAAAUGCAGCAAAACUCUUGAAAGUAGCAUGGAUGACUCUCCCUUUGGGAAUAAUUAUCACAUUUGCAGGAUGUAUUUUUGUUUUAUGGUGGCAAGAACUAAGUUAUUCUAGUCAAUAUGCACAGGCUAUAUGGAUAAAUGGUUUUGCAUGUAUACUGGAGCUACUAGCUGAACCCUUUUACAUCUUAUCUCAGAAUUUGCUUCUCCUCAAGUUGCGUCUGGUAGUUGAAAGUGCAGCUACCCUUUCACGUUGUAUAACUACCUACCUCCUCAUUGUAAAGCUACCCGGCAUGGAGAAAGUAAUUGUAUUUGCCUUGUCGCAAGUCGCAUUUGGAGCUUUUGUGUUCUUUGGCUACUGGGCCUACUUUCUUCUUUUUCACGAGUAUAGCAGAUCUGAUCUCUUCCCUUUUGGUGUAGGAAGGGGAGGCAUUGAUGAGCAGCUUUCAAAAAUGUGUAUGUUGUUUACUUUUCAAUCUUUCCGCAAGUUGCUUCUUCAAGAAGGAGAAAAAAUGGUUCUUGUGUGGUUGGACACACCAUAUAACCAAGCAGUAUAUGGGCUUGUAGACAAACUAGGCAGCUUAGUGGUUAGGCUGGUGUUUCUCCCAUUUGAAGAAAGUUCAUAUGCUACAUUUGCAAGGUCUGCAUCAGGUGAACGGGCACAGAAGCAAAAGAAACUGGGAAAAAGCUUGACUGAAGCUAUGAAACUUGUUUUACUAAUAGGUUUGGUAGUCAUGGCAUUUGGCCCUAGCUACUCCUACUCUCUCAUUAGGUUGCUGUAUGGUCGCAAGUGGAGUGAUGGAGAAGCUUCAACAGCUCUACGAUACUAUUGCCUGUAUGUAAUUCUGUUGGCUAUGAAUGGAACAUCUGAAGCAUUUUUGCAUGCGGUCGCAAAUGAGAUUCAACUCAAGCGCUCAAAUGAUUCCUUGCUUGUGUUCUCAUUGAUUUACCUGGUGAUGAAUGUUUCUCUUAUACAUUCAGCUGGUGCAAUCGGGUUGAUUUUAGCAAAUUCUUUGAAUAUGGCUCUUAGGAUCACUUACUCAGGAGUAUUCAUCAGGAAAUAUUUCCAGGAUUCGUCCUCAUUUUCCUUUCGUAGCUGCCUGCCCUCUGGUUGGACCUUUCUACUUCUUUCUGGAGUAGUUACUCUAGUUUCAGAAAAGAUAUUUCUGGAUCGGGAUGACUUCUGGAGAACAUUUAGCAUUCACUUCUCAGUGGGCAUAGCCAGUUUCAUCCUAGCAGCCUUUAUCAUCUAUCGUCGCGAGAGGACCUUUAUCAACAAUAUCAUACGUUUCCGGGAGCAUGCUGACUGAAGAAGAAAGUCCCGCUCCAGUCAAACCAAGAACCUUAACGACAAUUCUUUGCUGCAUCUCAAAGCGAAAGUCAUUUUUUACUAGGUUCUCCGGACCGAUGCCUGCUGCAUCUCUAGAUCUAUGAGGAUCAAGAAUAGAUGAUAAUAUAAAGUGAUUGAACGUCUUAUUGCUAAUUACAUAAUGCAUUUACAACUUAGUGAUUGCCACCUCUUCUCCACAUAUUUAUUUCCAUCCCUGUGCAGGUGAUGUAGGCGCGGGAGGUAACAUUAUUUCACUGCUUUCGCCUUUUGUUCAAGCAUUUGAUUGAAUUGGAGAACUGAUGCAGUGCCAGUAAUAUUGGUGCCAUUACUGUGUUGUGCAUCUGUUGCAUUAUAUGCCCUAUUUUUUCUUUGGUUUCUUUUCUGGCUUUUACAAGGUGAAAAUUAUGCAGUAGUAUUGAUGUGGCAUAUAAGACGUACAGUGUGUUUUUUUGGUGGAAAAAAAACUUUUCAGAAGCUUUACUAUAACAUGGCCUUGAAACCUUCUGUUGAGCAUGCUAAGAUACUUUGUAUACAUAUAAGUUCAUCUUGAUUAAUAGAGGAUCUCAUAUAUUCAUGAUA
Lycium ferocissimum is the source of this 2247-nucleotide messenger RNA. RefSeq lists its product as uncharacterized. Bases 80 to 1648 code for a protein of 522 amino acids. The record is from RefSeq and is a predicted model, not a curated record. Lineage: Eukaryota; Viridiplantae; Streptophyta; Magnoliopsida; Solanales; Solanaceae. The transcript is spliced from 17 exons. Gene Ontology annotation, biological process: dolichol-linked oligosaccharide biosynthetic process; glycolipid translocation. Gene Ontology annotation, cellular component: endoplasmic reticulum membrane.